This is a messenger RNA of Adineta steineri, 954 nucleotides long. Lineage: Eukaryota; Metazoa; Rotifera; Eurotatoria; Adinetida; Adinetidae. The record is from the annotation of a GenBank genome assembly.
AUGGGAAACUUUCCUUCAACGUCAUCAAAUGUUCCAUAUUUCUGGUCAAAACUUGAAUUUUCACUACUCUUGUUUGGUAUCAUUGUUUCAAUUCCUUGUUAUCUAUUCGUGUUUUAUCAUCUUCUAACUGAAAAAAAUAGACAAAAAACUCUUCACAAUCAUGUUAUGAUCAUAUUGUUAUUCUACAAUUUUCUUAUUGUUACACUUGAUCUAACGAUGACAUUGGAUUUUAAUCGUCUUGGAUAUGUAUCACUUUUCAACCCUGUUCUUUGUCGUAUUUGGCAGUUUAUUGAUCAUGGAAUAUGGUAUGGAGCUGUUUCAGUAAUGUUUUGGGCAUCAUUUGAACGACAUAUUCUUAUAUUUCAUCCAAGAUUAGUUGCAACUCCACGUAGGCGUUUAUUUAUUCAUUAUAUUCCAUUAGCAUUUUUCUCACUUUAUACGCCAAUGUUGUUCUUUUAUCUGAUUUUUCUGUAUUCAUGUGGUCAGACUUUUGCUGCUACAGAAGUUCGUUGUGGUAUAAUAUGUCUCUAUACUGAUGCUCUCAAUUCGCUUCAAUUAUAUGAUUCAUACGUCGAUAAUGUGUUACCAGUAUUGUUAAUCGGUGUUUGUAGUAUUACACUUUUAUUUCGAUUUAUAAGACAAAGACAACGAAUGAAACAAGCCGUGACAUGGCGUCAUUGUCGAAAAAUGACUCUUCAACUUGUAUUAGUAUCUGCAGCCUACAGUAUAUGUGAUCUUCCUUCUAUAGUCGUUUCUAUUAUUCACUUGUCUGGUUAUCCAAAUUUUGCGAAUUAUAUUUGGUCGCCAUAUUUAACACGUCUAACGUUUGUUCCUUCUAUUAUUGUUCCAUUUGCUAUUUCACUUACAUUGCCUGAACUAAAACAGAAACUUUGGGCGUUGUGUAUUUGGAAACGUAAUCGGCGAGUUAUUGCUCCAAGAGCUAUAAUAAACUAA